This is a messenger RNA of Prosopis cineraria, 1941 nucleotides long. Its product is annotated as polyphenol oxidase, chloroplastic-like. Gene Ontology annotation, biological process: pigment biosynthetic process. The record is from RefSeq and is a predicted model, not a curated record. NCBI's taxonomy places the organism in Eukaryota, Viridiplantae, Streptophyta, Magnoliopsida, Fabales, Fabaceae. Bases 33 to 1805 code for a protein of 590 amino acids. Gene Ontology annotation, molecular function: catechol oxidase activity. The transcript is spliced from 2 exons.
AAUACAAUUGCAAGCAAGAAAAGCUCAAGAUCAUGGCUUCUCUAUCCCCUUUGCUCCUCUCUAAUCGUCCCUUCUUCAGAUACAACGAUCCCAAAGCCAUCAAAUCAACAAGAUUUCCAAACUAUGCAUCUAGAGUGACAUGCAAAGCCAUGAAGGAUGAGAACAAAUUUGACCCUAAAACCCUGAAUCCUAACCUUGCAAGAAGAAACCUCCUCAUAGGGGUAGGAGGUCUUUAUGGUGCUACACUUCACCAUAAGGACCCAUUUUCCCUUGCCGCCCCGAUCUCGCCACCAGACCUUACAGCAUGCGGCCCGCCGGACCUCCCGUCCGGUGCUAAACCGACCAAUUGCUGCCCUCCACUCUCCUCAAACAUCAUAGACUUCACUCCUCCACCAAACACUACCUUGAGAACCCGACCAGCUGCUCAUUUAGUAGAUUCUACGUACGUAGAAAACUACAAAGAAGCUGUCCGUCGCAUGAAAGCUCUUCCACCGGACGAUCCUCGGAGCUUCACUCAGCAAGCCAACAUUCAUUGCGCUUACUGUGACGGUUCUUAUCACCAAGUAGGGUUUCCUGAUCUGGACCUGCAAGUCCAUAAUUCUUGGCUCUUCUUUCCCUUCCAUCGCUGGUACCUUUAUUUCUACGAGAGAAUAUUGGCCAGCUUGAUCAAAGAUCGUGACCCAAAUUUUGCUAUGCCCUUUUGGAACUGGGACGUACCGGAGGGCAUGCCGAUUCCGAACAUAUAUUCGGAUUCUAAGUCGCCACUUUAUGACGCUCUCAGAAACGCUAAUCAUCAGACGCCUAAACCUGUGGAUCUUAAUUUCAACGGCGUCGAAGACCAGACAAGUUCGGACGAACAAGUGGCCGCAAAUCUCAACAUAAUGUACAGACAAAUGGUGUCCGGUUCGAGGACUCCUUCCCUGUUCUUCGGACAAUCUUACCGCGCCGGAGAUGAGAGCGAUCCCGGAGGCGGCUCAGUAGAGAGCGUCCCUCACGGCCCGGUUCACGUCUGGACCGGCGAUAACACCCAACCGAACUUCGAGGACAUGGGAAGCUUCUAUUCCGCUGGAAGAGACCCCAUCUUCUAUUCGCACCAUUCCAACAUGGAUCGAAUGUGGGAGAUCUGGAAGACUCUGGGAGGAAGAAGACAGGACCUCACAGAUCCAGAUUGGUUGGAAUCCGGCUUCUUAUUCUACGACGAGAACAAGAACCUCGUACGCGUCAAAAUCAAGGACUGUUUAGACACCAGAAAGCUAGGCUACGUGUACCAGGACGUGAACAUCCCCUGGUUACAAGCCAGGCCUACACCUAGCAGAAGUAGGGUUUUGAGAUCACUGAAGAAAACAUUGGGUGUGGGUGCGGCUCAUGCGGCUAAUGGUGGGGGCGAUGUGAAGUUCCCUCUGGUUCUAGAAACGAGCGUGAGCAAAGUUGUGAAGAGAGAGAAGAAGGGAAGGAGCAGGAAGGAGAAGGAAGAGGAGGAGGAGGUGUUAGUGAUUGAAGGGAUUGAGUUCGAGAGGGACGUGGCAGUGAAGUUUGACGUGUAUGUGAACGAUGAAGACGAAGAUGGUGGCGGGCACUGUGGGCCCAGGAAGACUGAGUUUGCUGGGAGCUUUGUGAGUGUGCCACAUAAGCACAAGCACAGUAAGAAGGGGACGAAGAAGAUGAAGACGAAUCUAAGGAUUGGGAUCACAGAGUUGCUAGAGGAUUUGGGUGCUGAUGAAGACGAGAACGUGGUUGUCACUCUCGUGCCUCAGUUUGGAAAGGGCCAUGUCACCAUUGGAGGUAUCAGGAUUGAGCACCACUAGCGUGGGGGAUAUUUUAUGUCGAUUUUUCUGCUUUCAUUAUUUUAGCAUUAUUAAUUUCUUAAAUGUGACUAUCAUUAUUGACGUGGCAAUCAUAUGGGGUGUUAUUAAAGGAAAUACUUUUAGUUUAAUUUUUGAA